UGAACAUACCACAAAGAUGGAAAUUAUUUUUUUUUAAGAUGAUAAAUAUCUAUUGAAAAAUAUGAAUUACGAAUUUUUAAAGUGCCUAGCUAGUAAAUGAAAGUCUUACUAGUAAAACAAUAAAUUGUUUCUUUGGACUAUAAGUAUCUUAUCUAAAAACUGGAUAGCAAUUCAUACUAUAGGUUAGCAAAUCACAAUCUUGUUUAAAAGAUAAAAAUUGGUUGCUUUAAAAUUGUAAGCACAUUCUUAAUAUUCAUAAAUUAGUUUGGAAUUCAAAAAAAAAAACUUAAUUAUUAACGUAAACAAAAUAUAUAAAUUCAUGAUUUGUGAAAAAUCCUUCAAUAUCAACAUAUCUAUAAAUUUGAAGUCUUGAAAUUGACACUGAUAUUUUCGUACGGUUACACAAGAUCGAAGGGGACCGAUUGAGAUUACGUUCCGACCCAUUUUAUCUGCAAAGUCUCUCUGGAAGCCACCCGUCGCCAUUGCCAUUUUAUAUGCACAGAGGACAAGCUUUAGCUGGUCAUCCCCCAUUAGCAGCUGCAGAGGAAAAAUGCCGACUUUGAAUUUAUUCACGAAUGUUCCAGUCGAUACUGUCGUCGCCGCUGACAUCCUCAAGGACGCUUCGAAAGCCGUUUCUAAAAUUCUCGGCAAACCUGAAUCUUAUGUGAUGAUCUUGCUGAAUGGUGGCACUCCAAUUAUAUUUGCUACGACGGAAGAGCCAGCCGCGUAUGGAGAGUUGAUUUCCAUAGGAGGCCUUGGACCUGGCGUGAAUGGAAAACUUAGCUCAACAAUUGCUGAGAUUCUUCAGACCAAGAUCCAAAUUGAUGGUUCCCGUUUCUAUAUCAAAUUUUAUGACGUCCAGCGCUCAAACUUCGGGUAUAACGGCUCAACAUUUUGAUAAGUAUUUUGUAGGAUCAUAAGACAGAAGUGUUAUCAAGCAUGAAAGUUGUGGAGUACUAAGAUUAUUCAAGGGAGUUGAUGGAACACAUUUUCUGCCAUUAUUUGUAAACUAUUUGAAUGUGGAUGUAAGUGAAUGAUUGUCUUGCAUUUUUAUUUGUUUGAGUGUUUCAUAUCAUUAAGUAUAACAACAAGCUGAGCUUCUCGGUUGAGUUA
Cucumis melo (muskmelon) is the source of this 1113-nucleotide messenger RNA. RefSeq lists its product as uncharacterized. The transcript is spliced from 3 exons. Gene Ontology annotation, molecular function: phenylpyruvate tautomerase activity. The coding region runs from base 551 to 898 and encodes 115 amino acids. Lineage: Eukaryota; Viridiplantae; Streptophyta; Magnoliopsida; Cucurbitales; Cucurbitaceae. The record is from RefSeq and is a predicted model, not a curated record.